AUAGUCCAGAUAGUGUUGUGAAAGGCCCGAUGCAGACUCGGUAAGUUGAGGUACGUCUCUUUCCGAGGCCGGUGAAAAGUUUCAUGCGCUUUAAUAAGGAAGUUAUUUAGUUAUUUAGAAGAAAGCGACAUCUCUGCACCGCCAUGGAGGUGUCCGUGCCUUUGGGUGAAGCUGAGCGGCCGCGCCACCGACCUUUUCUCAUCGGGGUCAGUGGAGGAACCGCCAGUGGAAAGUCCACAGUGUGCGCCAAGAUCAUGGAGUUGCUGGGCCAGAACAAGGUGGACCAUCACCAGAGGAAAGUGACCAUUGUAAGCCAGGACAGUUUCUACCAAGUGCUCACUCCAGAACAGAAAGCGAAAGCUCUCAAAGGCCAGUACAACUUCGACCAUCCAGAUGCGUUUGAUACAGAGUUGAUGUGCAAGACGCUGAAGGACAUUGUCGAAGGGAAAGUCGUGGAGAUUCCAACAUAUGACUUCAUCACGCAUUCCAGGUUACAAGAGAAGAUCUGUGUGUAUCCAGCUGAUGUUGUGCUGUUUGAGGGAAUUCUGGUAUUCUACACGCAGGAAGUCCGAGACAUGUUCCAUAUGAAACUGUUUGUGGAUACAGACUCUGAUGUACGUCUGUCACGCAGAGUUCUUAGAGACAUGAGGAGAGGUCGUGACUUGGAACAGAUCCUUACACAAUACACCACUUUCGUUAAACCAGCCUUUGAGGAGUUCUGCUUACCAACCAAGAAAUAUGCAGAUGUGAUAAUACCUCGUGGAGUAGACAACAUGGUGGCAAUUAAUUUGAUCGUGCAGCACAUCCAAGACAUCCUAAGCGGCGAUAUCUGCAAGUGGCAUAGAGGAGCUGCUAAUGGACACGUCCCUGAGCGGACCUUAAAGAGGAGCGUGGACGAAGCAAGGGGGAAUGCAGAUGGAGGAGGGUCCAAUCCCACAAAACGUCCCCUACUGGAACCUAGCACGCGGCCACAUUAGCACCCAGAUACACAGGGGAAUAUGCUUAAAACUUUAAAGGUAGAAAAAUUUUGCAUGCUUAUCACACAAAUUCACACGCACAAACACUUUAAGUGUUAUGAUUCCGUUUGUAACUCAAUCAUACUGUUAACGAACAGAAACAGGAAAUUAAGCUUUUUUUUUUUUAAAUGCUGCUCAAAGAAGUCAAUUCUAUGAAAAGCUGUAUCAGUGUUAAUAUUGGUGUAUGUAAAAUAAAAUUUCUCUCCACAUUCACUGGAUGAAAAACAAAAUGGUGGAGCGUGUUGCUGAACCAACCGAGGAUGAAAUAAAAACUACUCAAACAAAACCCCAGAAAUGAUCAAGUACUUUAAAAGAAACAGAAAUGGCUAAAAGAAUAGUGUCGUCCCCCCCCCCCCCCCCCCCAAUAGCUCCUGUUCCAUGCUCCAAUCCAGUUGGUGGCAGUAAUGCACCUUUAAGUUGACUUGCCAACCGCCAAAAAAAACCUAAAGAAGAAGAAAAGAAGAAAACCCCCGAAAAUACAAAAAAAAGCAAAAUAUGGAAUAAAAGUAUUUGAUAGUAAGAACAUUCCUCCCCCCCUGAGAAUUAUUAUAGCAUUUUUUUUCACAAAUUGCGACUGUCAUUUUGCCUUUUUACAUUCUAAGCAGAAGUGAUUUUGUCGGACAUUUUGUACAAAAGAUUUUAAUUAUCGAAUUUGCAAAAAAUAAAAAUCCUGUUUCUCAAGAUCCAGUGAAUGUGGACAGAAGACCAUCAUUUCACUCGCUCAUCGUACAUGGCUUACAGCUGACUUGGCACUACGCGCCUCAUCAGCUGUCAGGUCAUAUACGACUUGAUUUUGUGGAAUAACUGUUUAUAAUUACUUGCACACACAUUUAUCCAGUGUACACAGUACGAGUCAAAAGUUUGGACACACCACCUACUCAUUCAUAGUAUUUUCAAUAUUGUAGAACAAUCCUGAAGACAUCAAAACUAUGAAAAAGCAUCUGGAACAUACAGCCCCAAUUCCAAAAAAAGUUGGACACUGUGUAAAACUUAAAUUAAAAACAGGAUGUGAAGAUUUGCAAAUCAUGGAAACCCUAUAUUUCAUUGAUUUAAUGGUACAAAGACAACAUAUGUCGAAAUUGAGAUUUUUGUUUUUUGAAAAAUAUAUGCUCAUUUUGAAUUAUGUCCGCAACAUGUUUCAGGAAAGUUGGGGCAGGGUCAACAAAAGACUGAAAGAAUAGAAUGCCUUGGUCACUGCACAAAUGUACAACGAAAUUUAGUUCAUCAUAGGAGAGCAAAGCUGCUGCGCACCACCACUCUUGGGUACUUCAGCCCAAGGCCAUUCCAUGUUAACCUAACAGCAUGUCUUUGGACUGUGGGGGAAACCGGAACACCCGGAGGAAACCCACGCAGACAGGGGGAGAACAUGCAAACUCCACACAAAAAGGCCCCUGUCAGUCGCUGGGCUCAAACCCAGAACCUUCUUGCUGUGAGGUGACAAUGCUAACCACUGUGCCGCCUGGUAAACACCGUUCAGCUUAACACCAUUAAAGUUGUUUAAUGCUAAACUAAUUUGGUUAACUGGCAACAGGUCAGUAACAUGAUUGGAUAUAAAAAGAUCAUCCCAGAGAGGCUAAGGCUACAUCCACACGACAACGGCAACGAGAUGUUAUUUAAAAAAAUAUCGCGUCCACAUGGGCACCGAUCAGUAAAAUAUCAGGUCCAUAUGGCAACGCAACGCUUGCUGAAAACGAUGCAAUACACAUGCCACACCUCUAGGGGCGCUGUAAGACGGUCCCUUCGGAGACACCAGAACAAUAGAAGAAGUAAGGACGCAUGCGCAUAAACUAUUAUGCGCGAGACUUCAUAUUAGCCACAAAGUCAGAAAAAUCUGUUCGUAAAAUUACAUUAUAAUGACCAAAUACAAUGAAAAGUAUUUUUCCAGUCUCACCUGUGAAAGGUAAUCCCAUGUGAUCUCGUUUGGACGGCAAACCUGUUGGUACAGUUAAACGCAGCACACGAAUGAGGCAUCUUUAUUCUCCACUUUGACCCAUCCAAUAUGGCGGCGAGGAUGACGUAUGAUUCUACGCGGAAGGCGGCGUCUUUAAUGGUCCGGAAUAAAUUGAAUGCUACACGUUGAUGGAUUAAUUUGUUGUUCUACGCCCUUUUUGAGGAAUGUAUUGUAGGACUUAAACCAACAUCUGAAGAGGUGAGAUCGCUCCUUUUUUUUUCCAUAUUUUUGCUGGCGGGAUUGACUCUGCCCUAACUCUCUCUCUCACUUUGCACCAUUACACAAUAAAUAUUCACAGUGAAAAUAUUUUGUAAGCGCGUUUCAUGAACCAAGUUAUAUGAUUUGUUGACAACUCGCAUCGAGUUCGUUACACUUCUACCCGGCGUGAAGCACUGACAGUCAUGUGGUUGUGACGUCAUCGUAAACAAAUCCGUUCUACUCAUCCAGACGACUUCGCAAUGGCAACGUUGCCAGAUCUUUCCACUCUGGAACCCGUUCUCAAAAGAUUGCGUUUUGGGGCACCCAAAACGCCGGUGCCGUGUGGACGCCAGGCCGAAACGAUAAACAAUUGUAUCGGAUUCACCUGAAUCCGUUGCCGUGGUGACAGGGCCUAAGUGUCUCAGAAGUAAAGAUGGGGAGGGGUUCACCGCUCUGUGAAAGACUGUCUGGGCAAACAGUGCAACAAUUUUAGAAUAACAUUUCUCAACAUAAAAUUGCUAAGAAUUUGGGGAUCACAUAAUCUAUGGUACAUGAUAUCAUUAAAAGAUUCAGAGAAUCUGGAGAAAUCUCUGUAUGCAAGAGACAAGGCUGAAAACUGACAUUGGAUGCCUGUGAUCUUCAGGCCCUCAGGAGACACAGCGUUAAAAGCAAACGUGUCUGUAGUGGAAAUCACUGUAUGGGCUCAGGAACACUUCAGAAAACCAUCGUCUGUGAAAACGGCUCAUUACUGCAUCCAUGAAUGCAAGUGAAAACCAUUAUAUAAACAAUAUCCAGAAACGCCAUCUCCUUCUCUGGGCCUGAGCUCUUUUACGAUGGACUGAGGUGAAGUGGAAUACUGUCCCAAGGUCUGAUGAAUCAGAAGGAGAAUUUUUUUUUUUUUUUUUUUUUUUUAGAAAUCAUGGACACCACGUCCUCCAGGCUAAAGAAGAGAGGGACCAUCUGGCUUAUCAGUGCACAGUUCAAAAACCAGCAUCUGUGAGGGUGCAGUGUUUCCCACAGAAAUUUUGGAGACUAUGGGGGCAGCCCAUGGGGGGGGUGGCGUGCAUGGUGCGCGUGUCCAGUUGAAUUGCAGGGGUGCGCAGGGGGUUGUUUAGCGCAUGGCGUGUGCGUCCGGUUGAAUGGCAGGGGUGCGCGGGGGUUGUUUAGCCUACUAAUGCUACUAAACUAAGACUAACAAAGAACAAAUUCGUUGGUAUUGGUUAUGCACCUUGUAUUUUAUUUUAGCAUGUUGCUACAGAGGGCAGUCCUACAAGAACAUAUUACAGAUAGCAACCAAACCAAAAAUCCUACAAUACUUCACACCCUGAAGUCCUACAAAACAAGGACUUCUAGCUCUGCUGUAUGUCAAAAGUGACCCUGACAAAUGCCUGCCCAAUUUACAAAGACCACACCCUGCACUUGUGCAUUUGAUUUUUCUUGGCUUUGAGAAAGAGUUCGAGUGCCCUUUCAUAAUUUGUAUCUUCUGGUUGUGGCCCGUUAAUGGAAAUCCUCAAGCAGGUGGCCAGGUGCUCUCCUUGCAGUCUGUUACGAAGGUCUGUUUUGACCUAAAAUGGCAAACAACUUGUUACUACAAUGAGUCAUGUGAUUGUAAAGCUCACUCUGAAAUAUUUAAUUAAGUGAAAGUGAGAUUGAACUUAGGUGGGAUUUGAGCAUAAAAACAAUGGGUAAAUGUAAAUUGAAAUUCACAUUACUAGUUUGGCUGCAGAUGUCCUUACCCUGUUCAUUGUGGAAAAGUCUCUUUCACAAUUCACGCUCGACACUGGCACAACAAGGGCAAUCGCUGCUAAGUGGCCGAGUAAUGGGCAUAUCUGCCCCCAUUCAUCGCACUCACUUGCUAGGAGUGUUGUGCUGUGUUCACACUUAUACUGGUACGAAAGUGGUAUAACUGUAUUGAUACAAAGUAUACCGGUACAGUUUAGUGCAUCUGUCCACACUAGCGAGAAAUGUUUGCGGUUUUCUUUCACGGUAGUUGAAAUGCGCGUGCGCGAAAUGUUUCCGUGGUUACCGAGUAACUUACUUCCGAGAAUAUGGCGGAUGAAACAACAUGUGUGUGCUUUUUGUUGUCAAUGUACAGUCUGUAUUUCUGGUGGUCAUUUAUUCAGUCGAAUCGUAUAAAGCGCACGAGGCAGUUGAGAAAGAAACAAACGAAUCUCCAUUCUUCACUAUUUUAUUCAGCGAAGACAUCGACUGAGGUGUGUGACUUUGCGCAUUAUAUUUGUAUUGAUACAGAACAGCUUCAUCUGUCCACACUACGCGAAGCGCUACUGUACCGGUACGAAACCCAUACAUUUGUUGCUGGGAUUUAAUGCUCAGUUGGUGGUGUUCGGUACUGAUGUGGUGCUCCAGGUAAUCCUUCCGAUAAUGGAGCGCACCAACCUCCACAAAGGGUCUUUUUUUGUUGGACCAUUUCUUUAGGCCUACCUCAGUCACUACCUCUUCAUCCUGAGGUGAAUUUUGAUCCCUCUUUUUGAAAUAAUUCAAAAUGCUCAUGAUCUGAAUUAACAAAAAAAAUUUAGCAUCAGUUUAAUAAGGAUCGGAGAUUUUCUGUUACAGCUGUAGCAUCUACAAUAAGGCUGACAUCGUCACCUGACAUUCAACGCGUUGCAUUAAGGCCUACGUUAGUGGAGAAACACUUCAUCAGUAAAUUUGAAAACGAUCAAAUUCGAGUCAAGAAGUUAAUUUAAUUAAGUAGGUAACUAACAUUACAUUCCCUUAAUUAUGUGGCCUAAUAGCUUCACCUUUAGAAGGUAGCCUAUUAGAAAAGGCUAAAAAUAAUUUAAUGUCUUCCGUCUCACCAGUAACAAAUCGCGUUAAGGCUACUAGCACUAAUUCUCAAAAGUGGCAUCGAAGUUCGCUCUCUGUUAGAAUAGACUGCUUUUCCCUUUUAACAUGUACAUGCAGACCUAGAUUAGUUUAUCACUGCUGUCACUUCACGUCUCCAUCACUUGCAUAGACUGCGCACAUACAAUGUCAAGCAGGAAGCACUUCGCCGGUGAAUUUGGAAACGACCUGAUCCUGGUAGGAUGAUAAAGUUAAUUUGACGAAUUAGAUAACUAUAUAGGGCUAACUAAUAUUGCCUCAAAAUAGCCUACUGUUGCCUUACAGAAAAGGUAGGUUUGCCAGAAUGAAAUGGACAAAGUAAUUUUACUGAAACAAUACACUUAACGUCAUCCAUCAAUGCGCUCUCCAUACGCCUAUAAAGCACAAUAGCGUAGCCUAAAUGUCACCUUCUCAAUCGUGUCAAAGGCUACAUAAAGUUGUAUAAACUUACCUUAACAUGUAGAUGCAGACAGGAUGUAGCUUAUCAGAGUUGUCUCCUCACGCUGUCUCAGAUAGGCAACGCACGCAAUGUCAGGCCGGGUGCGUCAGUGUUGCCGUGCGUGUGGGCGCGGACUGAGACUAUGGCGGCCCAAAUUUUUUUUUUUUUAAAGAUAUUUUUUUGGGCUUUUUUCACCCUUAUUAUUGGAUAGGACAGUGUAGAGACAGGAAAUGAGCGGGAGAGAGAGACGGGGAGGGAUCGGGAACCAAACCCGGGUCCCCGGACCCAUGGCAUGGCGUCCUAUCCACCUGAGCCACGACACCCCCUAUGGCGGCCCAAAUUAGACUAUGGCAGGGCACCAUAGUCUCGUCAAUGUGUGGGAAACACUAGGGUGCAUUAAUGCACAUGACAUGGGUAGCUUGUACAUCCGGGAAGGCAUCAUUAAUGCUGAAUGAUGUACACGUUUUGGAGCAAUACGCUGCCAUCCAGACAAAAUCUUUUUCAGGGAAGGCCUUCCUUCUUUCAGCAAGAUAAUGCCAAACCUCUUUCUGCACAUUAAAACUGCAUGGCUCUGUAGCAAGAGUCCAGGUGCUAAACUGGCCUGCCUGCAGUCCAGACUUGUCUCCCAUUUGAAACAUUUGGCGCAUUAUGAAACGUAAAAUACAGCAAAGGAGAAAUUCUCCAUCAGACAAGAAUGGGACAACGUUUCUCUUUCAAAACUACAGCAAUUGGUCUCUUCAGUUCCCAAAUGUUUAGAGUGGUGUUAAAGUAGAGGUGAUGCAACACAGUGGUAAACAUGCCCCUGUCCUAACUUUUUUUGAAAUGUGUUGCUGACAUCCAAUUCAAAAUGAGCAUUUUUCUUUCAAAAAAACAAUAAAAUUUCUCAGUUUCAACAUUUUGAUAUGUUGUCUUUGUACUAUUUUCAAUGAAAUAUAGGGUUUCCAUGAUUUUGCAAAUUAUUGCAUUGUUUUUAUUCACAAUUUACACAGCGUCCCAACUUUUUUGGAUUUGGGGUUGUAUAUGGAAUUAUGAGGUAAACAAAGUGAAGAAUCUAAAAUAGGAAACAUAUUUUACAAAGUAGCCACCGUUUACCUUGAUGCUUUGUACACUAACAUUAUCUUAAGCUUUAUGAGGUAGUCACCUGGAAUGUUUUUCAAUUAACAGCUGUGCCUUGUCAAAUUAAUUAGUGGAAUUUCUUGCCUUCGUAAUACAUUUGAGAUCAUCAAACAGUAAAUGAUAAAUAAUAAAAAUACAGCAAAUAGCCCUAUUCCAUAACUGUAGUAAUCCAUAUUGUCAAGAACCGUUCAACUAAGUAAAGAAAAACAUCCAUUGUUACUUUAAGACAUCAAGUGCCUUUUUUUUUUUUUUAAUUAUAAAUGAAUUUGAUUAGAAACUGUGUUCAAACUUUUGACUGGGAUUUAUACAUGCAGCUAUGGAAAAAAUUAAGAGACCACUGCAAAAUUCAGUUUCUCUGGUUUUACCAUUUAUAGGUAUGUGGUUGAGGAACUUUUUUUUUUUUUCUCUUCCUUUCCAAAAUUCUCCAUAAAAAUAGUCUCAGCAUUCAAUUGCAGUAAAUGACAACUGGUCAAAAUAACAAAAAAGAUGAACUGUUUUCAGACCUUGAAUAAUACAUAGAAAUCAAGAUCGUAUUCAGUUUUAUACAACACAAUACUAAUGUUUGAACUUAGAAUGUGUUCAGAAAUCAGUAUUUGGUGGAAUAACACUGACAUUUAAUCAUAGCUUUCAUACGUCUUGGCAUGCUCUCCACUAGUAUCAGGAGCGAGGGAACAUUAUCAGAGCAGAAGGAAGCAAGUUUUCUUCCAGGAUAACCACGUAUGUGGCUUGAUUCAUGUGUCCUUCACAAACCUCUUUCCCCAUUCCAGCCUUUCUGAUGCACCCCCAGAUCAUCACCGAUCCUCCACCAGAUUUCACAGUGGGUGCAAGAUACUGGCUUGUAGGCCUCUCCAAGUCUCCGUCUAACCAUUAGACGAUGAGGUGAUUGGGGGGGCUGAAAAUUGGACUCCUCAGAGAAGAUGACUUUACUCCAGUCCUCUACAAUCCAAUCCUUUAUGGUUUUUAGCAAACCUCAGCCUUCUCAUUGAUUUCCCCCCAGCUUUAUUAUCUCAUCUCAUCUCAUUAUCUCUAGCCGCUUUAUCCUGUUCUACAGGGUCACAGACAAGCUGGAGCCUGUCCCAGCUGACUACGGGCGAAAGGCGGGGUUCACCCUGGACAAGUCGCCAGGUCAUCACAGGGCUAGCUUUAUUAUUAUUUUUAUUAUGUUCAAUUUAUAUAGCGCUUUUCUCAAAACCCAAGGUCGCUUUACAGUUAUAGGGAACAAAUGAAUAAAGUCCACCAAAUAGAGGCCAGGAUGUCAGGUGUAGCAGCCACAGUCCCACCAAAAGGCGCAUGAAAACAAGUUCCACACUACCAGCACAGCCGUUGUGACGCCGCCAGCAACACCGCUCGGAACACCAUGCCAUGGAUCCACAAAGCGAGCACAGAAGCACCGCCACGCAGAGCGCCGGUACGUCCCAAACCGCCUGCACAGCCAUCGCGAUGCCACCGAGCAACAUCGCUCAGAACACCACGCCAAGCACUAAAGCACAGAGCACUGGACAACCACAAUGUUAAAAUGAGCAAUGAGCUCACUGCAGUCCAUAGCUAGGAGCACACGCAUCACCUACGGCGAACCAAGGCCUGGAGGGAACCGACGCCCAAAACUGGGUCUGGAGCUACACCACAACUGGUGGACAAAAACACUCAAACAAAAAAACAAACCUCAAACUACACAAAAAAUAAUAAAAUAAGAGAGAAAAUAAAAGUUUAAGAUGACUUCAACUCUGCCUGGAGGAGCCUGUUUCGAACCGUCCUUGCUGUGCAGUUACCCCCAGCUGCUAUUUGCUAUUCUUUUUGUAGGUCACCUGAUGUCCUUCUACUUUUGUUGCGUGACGUUUGAAGGAGUUGACGAUCAUCCCAGUCAAUGGCGAGUCGUUUUUGCCCUCUGCCAGUCUGUAACUUUUGUUGUCCCCAAUGUCUGCUGAUUGCCCUUGUUCUUAUAAACUGCUGUCUUUUGAAAUUGAGGAUGGAAGCAACCUGAUGCUCACUACAUCCCUCUGCCAGUAAAGCUAGAAUUGAACCCUUCUUUUUCUCACUCAGAACUUUCUCUUUUUAACUGUCUUGGCAUGAUGAAUAGAUAUUUUUGUAUUCCAAUUAAAUUGAAGGUACCAUUAGCACUGUUUUUGCCAUGCAAACUGGUCCUAUUGCAAGAGGAUAGUGAUGACCACAGCAGUGGUUUUUAUACUUUUCCUUGUUAAAUAAGGUUUGGUUCAGGUGAUCACCUAAUCAGUACCUCAUUCAGUAAAAUGAGAUGUGCUUGUGUUGGAAUUCCAGCACAGACACUGGAAUGAAAUGGAUGCUAUACAUAGAGAUACUGAAUUAAGAAAAAAAAAUAUGAAGUGGUCUCUUAGUUUUUUCCAGAGGUAGGGGUGUGUGUGUGUGUGUUUUUGUGUGUGUGAUAAUUCUCAAACUGUUGACUAAUGCUAUAGAAAAUAAUUAUAAUAAUUUUUUAAACUGUUAAAUCAAUUAAUAGUCCCAGGAGGUAAAUAUGAUGUAUUAAUGUUAUGCCUACUUGUCUCGCUUCGGUACAUCAAGUUACCUUAACAUUCCUUAAGCCUAGUGCACGUUACACAACUUUAGCCCUGGUCCUCAGUUACCCUUUGAUUUUUAGUGCUCAGUUCCUCUCCAACCACAAUGUCUAUUUACUGUUUUCUCCUGUGGUGUCUGCUUUAUUGAUGUGAUUUUUCUUAUUCUGCAAACAGUUACUGAGAUGCUGAUAUUUUCUAGCAGGUUUGAUUACUCAGUGAUGAAUCGUGUAGUAUGAUAUCCUCUGCACCUAGUUCCAAGUACAGCAACGAGAAACUGAGUCAUGUAGUUUGGACUCUGUGCAUAUACACGAGAGGAUCUGUAAAUACCGGUAGCUCGUCUUACUAAACUGCACCAUCUACAUAGGAAAUGCGGUUAUUUGAUUCAGUCUGAAGAAGCGUGAAUAAAAUGCAUCUCCACUGGUGACAAGCAUGAAUGACCAGACUGGGGAUAUCAAAAGCCGAGGCAGGGAAAUCCCCCCUCCCCCCAGCAGUUCACACGCAGUAUAGAGAUCUUGCAGUCACGUGACCGGAAAGUUAACAGCCGCCAUCUUGUCGGUAAAAAACACAGCUGAAUACUGCUGCACUCGUGUACAGAAUGGAUCAAUUUCAACCGACGGACUACACGGCUCAUUUUUCUAAAGAACAGAUAACUAGAUAUAUGUCUAAAAUAAACGAUCUACAGAUUAGUGACCCUUAUGGCUUACCGGACAUAGUUUUCACGACCGUGUCAGUGGAUAUGGAACUGCCAGAGGUGGAAUACCCAGACAUGUAUAAUUACCUCAUCAACUUUCCCUCGCUGUUCAGUGGUGAAGCACUGCGUGCUUAUAAAUCUCUGGACAGUUAUCUUUACAGGAAUUCAGGAUUUGUCAGCGACUCAGAUGUGGCAUCUUGUAAACAAGAAAAUAGCAAUCCUCAUUGGACGGGUAAGUCACUUAAGUAUUGAGUAUAGCACUGACCAGCCGAUUAUAGAAUAAGGUAAUUCCAGCUGUAAUUCCAAAUCGUCCGUCUUGUUUACCAUGGAUCUGGCGUUGGAGAGAUAGAGGCUUGGCAGUGGAGAUUUGAGUGGCUGUUUUCUGAGCUUAGUCAACAGGCCGGCUCUGCCUGCAGCCUUGCUUUUGCUUCCGCUCCCGACGCCGCCUCCUUCGCCUGCCAGACCCGAUAACAAUCCACGGAGACCCCGGUGGUCUCGCUAUCUCGUCCGGAAUGUUGUGCAUGCGAUGGAAAUCGCUACAAACCGUCAUUUUCUGCUGGAAACCCAUGUCCAGUAAGUCCAUACGGUUGUAGUGGAUAUUGAAGUCCGAUACAGACGAACAACACGCAAAAAUACACACAAAAAACCAUAAAAAACGUGCACAGGUAGGGAGAGCUUGUAGCCGCAGCGGUUGUAGUAGAAUUGUAUAUAGUAGCGUUUUCCAGAAGAAAAGGUAGAAGUAGAACCAGAAGUAGAAGGUGGAAAUAUGGCGUUUGACUGACAAGAUGGCGUCUGUUACAAUCUGGAUUGGCUGUGACGUCACAUGCAAGUGCUCCAUAGAACACUUCUACUUCAAAAUUACUGUGGUGUUCACAAAAUUUCAGGAGAAAGGUUGUUCAUUGUUUGUACAAUCAUAUAGUUCUAGAUGUACAUUGAAUCCAGAUACCAUGGGAUGAUGUGUAGUGGGAUGGCAAGUUUAAAAUAUUUAAAACGGGUGUGCCCAAACUUUUUUUUUUUUUUCAGAGGGGGGAUAAAUUACACCGCAUCAAAAAUACCCCAGGGCUGGUCGUGUGUAUACAGUGGGGGGAAAUGAGUAUUCAACACGCCAAUUUUUUUUUUCUCCUAUUAAACAUUUUCCAGUGAAGCUAUUCACAAUGUUGAGCAGACACCGGUAUUAACGCAAUACCAACUACAGCAACUAUUGUUAAAACUGCACAGAAAGAAAUCCUAAUAUUCCAAUCCAUGAAGAAAAAAAAAAAACAAAAUUUUGUGCAUUAAAGUGGAAUGACAGGACAAAAGUUUUGAACAUGAACUGAAAUGUAAUUAAUACUUGGUGGAGAAGACCUUGUUUGCUAUGACCACUUAAAAGGUGUUUCCUGUAUGAAGAAACUAAUUUCGCAGUGUUCAAGUAGCAUUUGGAUUCCUUCUUCUAAAUUAAAUGAUGAGUCAUGAUCUUCAGUUAAUUCUACAAAUUUUCUACUGGGUUUAAGUAUGUUCAUUAACUGGGGCCAUUCCAGCAUCUUUAUUUUCUUCCUAAGGAACCAAUUGAGAGUCUCCUUUGCAGUAAGUUUUGGAUUGUUGUCGUGCUGGAAAGUCCACCCACGUCUCCUCAUCUUCCUAGUGGACGGCAACAGAUUCUUCUCAGUUUCAGUACAUGACUCCAUUCAUUACUCCCUUUGGUAGUUUGGAUUCCGCUGGUACCGUGAGAGAGAAACGGCCCCAUACUAUGAUGGUUCCACGUGUGAAAUUUACUGUGGAUAUUUUAAGUCCUAUGCAGAGCCAAACAUGGCGCUUCGGAAAGGGUUUUGUCCCCCCUCAAAGCACAGGACAUUCUCCUGGUAAUCUACAGGCUUCUCCAAAUGUUUUGUAGCAAAUUUCAAACAAGCGUCAACAUGUCUUUUCUUCUGGCGUCUUCUGGGGUGGUGAGAAUGGAGACAAUGGCUGUUUAGUGCCUUGCCCAUUUGUUUUCUCUGUGAUAACUGUAUCCAUUGCUUCAAGCUCUUCAAGUGGUCCUUGCUCUUGGACUACUCUUCUGACUGCCCAGUUGGAAAUCUUGCAAGGAGCUUGUGUGUGUGUGUGGCAGGUUGAUGGUUGAGUGGUGUUCGUUCCACUUGCAGAUAAGUCAUGAUGGUGCUUAUUGGAACUUUUUAGGAGUUGAGAAAUGCAUCGGUAAACACUGCCAUUGCUGCUCAACAAUCUUGUUGUGAAGGUCUUGGGAGAGCUCUUUGCCUCUGUACAUCAUGAGAGGUUUCUGACAUGACAACUUGGUGCCAAAUGAUUUGUUGACUUGCAUUUACAGGUGGGUUUCACUUUUUCAAAGUGUGUAACUAUAAACCUACCAACCCAGUUGAUUCUAAUUAGCACAGAUAGAACUAAUUGAUGCAAUCAGCUGGGUUGCUUAUUCAAUACUUUUUUUUUUUUAAUGAAUGGAUUGGAAUAUUACAAUUUUAUGUGGAGGUUUGCUGCGUUAGUACCAAUGUCUGUGACAUUAAAUACUAAAACAUCUGUCCACAGGCCACAUUUAGACUUGACAUCCCUGAUGUAAAAUGACCUCCUACUUUAGGUUUGUCUCCGAGAUUGUAUCAGUGUGUAUUCAUCAGUUUAAUAGACAUCUCUUGCACUUUGACUGACUUACAAAGUAUAUGAAAAUUUUUUCUUUAGUGAACUAUGUAGAUUAAACAUGUAUAGCAAUAGUUUCUCAUUUGAAGCACCUGAAAAUCAUCAAAGAUCAUUAUGGGGUGACACUAGAUUUAGGCCUUGUCCUGAUGAAACUAUUCAUUACUGUUAAACUGGGUUUAUUGGUUUUAAGGUUGACCUUAAAUCAACCAUUAUAGACUUUGAUUUUUGUAAUUACACUUAUUUUAUUUUCUACCAAUCCUAAUGUAGCAGGGACUCUAGAAUGUGUAUUGUUUUAAUUUCCUUAAAGCAAGUGUCUAUAAAUGAAGACUUAACUGCCUCAUCAAUUAAUGACGAUUGUGGUAAAGACUGUCAUGUUCUUGUCCGUUUUCAUAAAAUGUGAAGGUUUUAAAAAUAUUUAACUCAUUCUUUUAAAA
This is a messenger RNA of Neoarius graeffei (lesser salmon catfish), 13833 nucleotides long. RefSeq names its product uridine-cytidine kinase 1 (gene uck1). The transcript is spliced from 7 exons. Gene Ontology annotation, molecular function: kinase activity; ATP binding. The record is from RefSeq and is a predicted model, not a curated record. Lineage: Eukaryota; Metazoa; Chordata; Actinopteri; Siluriformes; Ariidae. Gene Ontology annotation, cellular component: cytosol; cytoplasm. Bases 144 to 977 code for a protein of 277 amino acids.